AUGGGGCAGACCAACUCGAAGGCCAAGGCCGCCUUUGUCGCCAGGGGCGCAUCCAAGAAGGCGGUCGCGGAGGACACGUCCAAGAAUCAGAGCCAUGACGUUGACGUGGUGGUCAGGAAGACGUCCAACAUCAAUGCAAAGUACCAGAUCGGCAAGACACUGGGCCGUGGCCAGUUCGGUGUGACUCGCCUAGCCAUCCACAGAAGGAGCGGAAGGGAGUUUGCUGUCAAGAGCAUCCCAAAGAAGCGCCUUGUUUCACAGCACGACGUCGAGUCGCUCAAACGUGAGGUCACCAUCAUGCACCUCCUGGCAGGCCAUCCAAACAUAAUAGAUGUGAAGAAAGUGUAUGAGGACCAAGAGAAUGUUCACAUCGUCAUGGAGCUGUGUACAGGCGGCGAGCUGUUUGAUCACAUUGUAAAUACAGGGAAUUACAGUGAGAGCGAUGCAGCCAAAAUGGUGAGGUCGAUGUUGGAGGUGGUGGCUGAGCUGCACGACUUUGGCGUUGUGCACAGAGACCUGAAGCCGGAGAACUUCCUGCUGUCGAGUAAGGAGCCCAACGCCCAGCUCAAGCUCAUUGACUUUGGUGUUUCACAAUUCUGUGAAGAUGAACAGUAUCUCAACGAGAUGGUGGGCAGCCUGUAUUACAUUGCUCCAGAGGUCCUGCGGAGAAAGUACAGCUUUGCUGCUGACAUCUGGAGCAUCGGUGUAAUAGCAUACAUAAUGCUGUGUGGGGAGCCCCCCUUCCACUGUGCUACCAACAUGGAGACCUUCAGAGCCAUACUAGAGCAGGAUUUGGAUUUCACGUUCGAGCCCUGGCCCAGCAUAUCGGAUGAGGCCAAGGGGUGUAUCAGGUGGAUGCUGCAGCGCAACCCAGACCAAAGGGGCACUGCCCGGGACGUGCUGCACCACGCAUGGCUGGAAAAGGUGUGUGGGCAGCGAAAACCGCUGGGCAACGCCGUGUUUAGGCGCAUGAGCGAGUUCACACAGUGCAACAGGCUGAAGCGGGUGGCCUUGAAGCUGAUUGCCUCCCAGAUGCCUGAGGAGGAGACUGAGGGGCUGCGCAAAAUGUUCAAGGCCAUGGAUACCGAUGGCAGUGGGACCUUGUCAGUAGCAGAGCUGCAGGAGGCGCUGACCAAGAAGGGUGCCAGCGUGGAGGAGCUGGAGCUUCUGACUCUUGUCGAGAAAGUGGACCUGGAUGACAAUGGGGAGAUCGACUAUGAGGAAUUCAUGGCUGCCAAUGUGCAGAUGCAGAAACUGGACUCGGAUCAGAACAUAAGGAUGGCAUUCAAACACCUAGACAGGGAUGGCAAUGGGUACAUAACCCCCGACGAAAUCGUGCACUGCCUCAUGACCGAGCAGGGCCUGACAGCAAUGGAGAUCGACGACAUCCUGGCGGAGGUGGAUGCAGAUGGGGACGGUAGGAUUGACUACAAGGAAUUUCAUGCCAUGAUGAGGGAGGGAGGCAGGCUGGACCACGACAGGGGGGAUGUGCCCAGGCGACCGUCGUCGAGAAUGAUUGGCUCACUGUGA
Molecule: messenger RNA, 1530 nt
Organism: Ostreobium quekettii
Lineage: Eukaryota; Viridiplantae; Chlorophyta; Ulvophyceae; Bryopsidales; Ostreobiaceae
Source: the annotation of a GenBank genome assembly